AUGGUGCUUUCCCCCACGUACUGCAAUCUCUGGAAAGAGGGCCAUGUAGGCGAAGCCCUCGACCGUGGCCGCAAACGAGUUGGUGCUCAGAACGUUUUCUUCGAGCACGCCUCGUGCCUCACCCGGUUUAGCCUUGACACUGCGACUGAGGCUCCGCACGUCGUCUGGAUCGGGGAGACGACCGGCGGCUUUGUGCAGCAGCGUCUGGCCCUGGGCGCGGCGGACAUGCAGCGGAAAUCGCACAUCAGCGAGAACACGAGCGUGGUCGCGAAGGAAGACUGUGCCUCGUGGGAUGGCUUGUCCAGCCACCACUCCUAG
Sporothrix brasiliensis 5110 is the source of this 318-nucleotide messenger RNA. RefSeq lists its product as uncharacterized. The record is from RefSeq and is a predicted model, not a curated record. The coding region runs from base 1 to 318 and encodes 105 amino acids. NCBI's taxonomy places the organism in Eukaryota, Fungi, Ascomycota, Sordariomycetes, Ophiostomatales, Ophiostomataceae. The transcript has a single exon.